Messenger RNA from Penaeus monodon (black tiger shrimp), 435 nucleotides. Its product is annotated as pro-resilin-like. Lineage: Eukaryota; Metazoa; Arthropoda; Malacostraca; Decapoda; Penaeidae. The record is from RefSeq and is a predicted model, not a curated record. The coding region runs from base 8 to 376 and encodes 122 amino acids. The transcript has 3 exons. Gene Ontology annotation, cellular component: extracellular matrix.
CUCCACCAUGUUCAUCAAGACUGUUGUUGCCGUCGCCCUCGUGGCCGUUGCUGCAUCUGCUCCUUCUCAACCAACCUAUGGUUAUACUCCUCAGCCGACCUACGGGGUCCCUGCCAAGUACGACUUCAACUAUGCCGUGAAGGACGACUACUCCGGCAACGACUUCGGUCACCAGGAAACCCGCGACGGUUACGAUACUCAGGGUUCCUACUACGUUCUCCUUCCCGACGGUCGUCUGCAGAAGGUCGCCUACACUGUCAACGGUGACUCUGGCUACGUAGCCGAGGUCAGCUACGAGGGUGAGGCCCAGUACCCCGAGUACAAGCCUGCCUACAAUCCAGCACCUGCCUACAAGCCUGCCCUUGCCUAUGCCUAAAUGAAAUUCCAUUAGCUAUAUAGAUAUAUAUUGAAUAUUUAUUAAAAUGGUUCUACUAA